This is a messenger RNA of Closterium sp. Naga37s-1, 591 nucleotides long. The record is from the annotation of a GenBank genome assembly. Lineage: Eukaryota; Viridiplantae; Streptophyta; Zygnematophyceae; Desmidiales; Closteriaceae.
AUGAGCAGCGGGGCGACGAUAGCGAGCGGUGCGGCGACGAUAGCGAGCAGCGGGGCGACGAUACGAGCAGCGGGCAUCAACUUCUCUUGGGCAGUGCCCUCCCUGUUUUCCUCUCCCUUUCCCCCUGUCCUCCUCUCCCUUUCCCCCUGUCCUCCUCUCCCUUUCCCCCUGUCCUCCUCUCCCUUUCCCCCUGUCCUCCUCUCCCUUUCCCCCUGUCCUCCUCUCCCUUUCCCCCUGUCCUCCUCUCCCUUUCCCCCUGUCCUCCUCUCCCUUUCCCCCUGUCCUCCUCUCCAUUUCCCCCUGUCCUCCUCUCCAUUUCCCCCUGACCUCCUCUCCCUUUCCCCCUGUCCUCCUCUCCCUUUCCCCCAGUCCUCCUCUCCAUUUCCCCCUGUCCUUCUCUCCCUUUCCCCCUGUCCUUCCCUCCCACCUUUCCUCCCCCUCUCUCACAUCCCUUCCCUUUCCUACUGUCCUCUCCCACCAUUCACGCUUCUCUCAGCCAUCCCUUUCCCCCCUCCCCUGCCCCUCGCCUUCCCCCACAACCGUCCCUUCCCUUUCCACUACGUUCUCUCCUGCACCAAUAGUGGAUCGUAG